AUGAGCAAAGAUGGCAUUGAUGCCGGCCACAUUGUCAAGGCAGUGGAGUACGGUAUCACGAUUCCUCGAACUCAACGUUGGCCAAAAAGCUGGGAUGAUGUUUUCGACCAGAGCACCAAUUAUUUGUGCUUGGAGGGGACCAACAGAAAUCAUUGCAGCAGUGUGCACCAUAAAAACCUCGGGCAACCAUCUCGCAUCAUGACCGCUCAAGCCGAGAAACGUGCACGAUAUCGUCACUUGGACAGAGUGUUGUGUCGGCCCGGCGCCUUCACAGAUCCCGACAUCUUUGUGCCCGGCGAGGCCAACUUGACAAAUCUGGACAAUCUCCGGAUACUCGUCAUUGGAGCAGGAGGUCUCGGUUGCGAAAUACUCAAGAACCUCGCAUUGUCAGGCUUCACCAAUAUCGACGUCAUUGACAUGGACACUAUUGACGUCAGCAACCUCAAUCGACAGUUCCUUUUCCGUCAAAGCGAUGUCGGCAAACCCAAAGCACAAGUCGCGGCCGAAUUUGUCAUGAAGAGAGUCCCGGCUUGCAAGAUCAACUACUAUGUUGGCAAAAUCCAAGACAAAGAUGAUGAUUACUACAUGCAAUUCAACAUUGUGGUCUGUGGCCUGGAUUCAAUCGAAGCUCGGCGCUGGAUCAAUGCAACGCUGGUAGGCCUGGUCGAUGGGAACGACCCAGACUCUCUCAAACCAUUGAUAGAUGGUGGUACUGAAGGCUUCAAAGGCCAAUCGCGAGUCAUCAUUCCAACAAUGUCAUCCUGCAUAGAAUGUCAGCUUGAUAUGCACGCACCACGUGCCGCUGUGCCACUUUGUACCCUUGCAACAAUUCCACGACAGCCACAGCACUGUAUAGAAUGGGCCCACAUCAUUAAGUGGGAAGAAGAACGCAAGGAUAUUGUCCUCGACACCGACGACCCAGAGCACAUCACCUGGCUGUAUCAGACCGCACUCAAGCGUGCUGGCGAAUUCGGGAUUCAAGGUGUGACCUAUAGCAUGACCCAAGGUGUGGUGAAGAAUAUCAUCCCUGCCAUUGCAUCUACGAACGCCAUAGUCGCUGCCUCGACGUGCAACGAAGCUUUCAAAAUCGCAACCAACACGGCUCCUUUCUUGGCCAAUCCUGCCAAUGUCCCCGCUGGCAUCGAUCCCGACGAGUAUGAUCCCACCGACGAAGAUGCGCCAGCUCCGAACAAUUACAUGCUCUACACUGGCGACAACAGCGUCUACACCUAUACAUUCGGCCACAAGCGCAAGCCUGACUGUCCCGUCUGCGGCAAUCUCCCCAAGGAUCUCCUGGUGUCUAAGUCACAGACCUUGGGCGAAUUGAUCGAAAGCUUCGCCGAACGACCCGAGGCACAAUUGAAGAAGCCAAAUCUGCGCACUGGCGAAAAGUCUCUCUAUUACUCUAGCCCAGAGGGUCUCCGAAAAUCCACCGAGCCAAACCUCGUUAAGAAGCUGAGUGAGCUCGUGGAAGAUGGCGAAGAGAUUGGAAUCAGCGACCCGGCUUUUGCCAUUAACUUUCGAUACAAGGUACGCUACGAAGCGUGA
Messenger RNA from Dissoconium aciculare CBS 342.82, 1548 nucleotides. RefSeq lists its product as uncharacterized. The record is from RefSeq and is a predicted model, not a curated record. The transcript is spliced from 2 exons. The coding region runs from base 1 to 1548 and encodes 515 amino acids. Gene Ontology annotation, molecular function: NEDD8 activating enzyme activity. Gene Ontology annotation, cellular component: nucleus; cytoplasm. Lineage: Eukaryota; Fungi; Ascomycota; Dothideomycetes; Mycosphaerellales; Dissoconiaceae. Gene Ontology annotation, biological process: protein neddylation.